AUGAUGAUGAUGAUGAUGAUGAUGAUGAAGAUGGUAGUGAUGAUAAUGGUGAUGAUAAUGAAAAAAAAAAGAACGAAGAAGGAUGAUAAUAAGGAUGGUGCAUUGACCUUGAAAUUGUGUCGCCCUAUUGUUCCCUCCGCUGACUGCACAACCUCCGUUGCCGGGGUUUACCUAGCGAAGCGACGGACCGCCAACCACCCGUGUCCAGUGUGCGGAAAACACUACGUCAACGAGGGUAGUCUUAGGAAACACCUGGCCUGCCAUCCUGAGACCAGUCAACUUAGCACAAGCCUCAGGAUGUGGCCGUGCUCGGUGUGCCAAGCCGUCUUCACUCACGAGAGCGGUUUGUUGAGUCACAUGGAGCACAUGAGAAUGGACCCGAAGCAUCAGUUCGCGGCGCAAUACGUUUUAAGUCGCGCCGCCGCCGAGAGGCGGGAGAGAGAAAUCCUCGCGUCUUCGAGUCUAGGUGCGGGAUUGGGUGUUUUGGGAAGUCAAGCAGGCGGACCUCAAAAUUUACAACAACCACCAAUGUGCCCUUCGCCGUCGGCUCAUUCGGACAGCAGCAGUGGAAAUGGAAGGUUAUCGUCGGCCGGUAGUGAACCUGGUACCGGUCUGCUGAACAAUAACAACAACAAUAACAACAAUAACAUGGCGUCGCCGGGGCCGAGUGGCAACAAGCUGAGCGAGAUGCUGCGAGCAGGAAGUCAACCAGGCUCGGUGCAACAGUACCACGACGAGAUGCAGUCGCAGCAACAACGUAUGGCAGUGAUGGCCGCCGCCGCGGUGACAGCGGUGUCGCCGAAUUUAUCGCCGGUGGAGAUGGCGUCCCUGGCGGCGGCAAUGAGGAUGGGCAACAACGGUGACAUGAGCGGUGGUGCGCAAGGAUCAACGGGGCCGCAGCAGCAGGGAGUUCAAGCAACCGGAUCGGAACAGACUCUGAGAAUGCAACAGGCGGAAGCCUUGCUGCGUUCUCAAGCCGAAGCCGCGCUCAGGCUGGCUGUGUCGCAGGCAGCAGCGGCGGCAGCCAGUUCCGCGGUUGGCGGAGACGUGAGACAUCAUUUGGGACAGCACAACGGAGGCAGCACCUCCGGGAUACCUGGACAUCACACGAACCAGCAGAUGUCUCAGCAAGAUAACAUACCGCCCGAUAUUGACGAGUGGACCCCUUGGACGUCGGAUCAGACGGGCCUGCAACAGCAAACGCUACAAGGCGUUGAGCGUCCGAUAACACUCAGCGAGCAGCAGCAACAAGGUUCGUCUGGCAUCGGUCUUCAUCCCCAUCAACAGCAGCAGCAGCAGCAGCAGCAGCAGCAACAGCAGCAGCAGCAACAACAGCAGCAGCAGCAGCAACACCAACACCAACAGCAUCAACAGCAGCAGCAGCAGCAGCAGCAUCCUGAAGGUCGUGGUGUCAAGAGGAAGGCCGACGAUAUGAUCGGUAACUCUGACAACGUGACGACGUACAUCGACGAUGAACCGUGCGAACCGUUUGUCGUCUUCUGCGUCGAUUCCAGCACACUCGGGCGUCCAAGCGAGGUCAUCCGCGACAUUACUCCUGUCUCAGUAGUAAAAAACGAACUGUUCCAAUCGAAUCAACGAGGCCCUGAGAAAUCAUCGGUUUCUCAGGAUCUCGACGAAGAGAGUUUUUCGUGUUUUCACUGA
This is a messenger RNA of Heterotrigona itama, 1662 nucleotides long. The record is from the annotation of a GenBank genome assembly. Lineage: Eukaryota; Metazoa; Arthropoda; Insecta; Hymenoptera; Apidae.